Molecule: messenger RNA, 2270 nt
Organism: Belonocnema kinseyi
Lineage: Eukaryota; Metazoa; Arthropoda; Insecta; Hymenoptera; Cynipidae
Product: angiotensin-converting enzyme-like
Exons: 8
Coding region: 110-2101 (663 amino acids)
Biological process (GO): proteolysis
Cellular component (GO): plasma membrane
Molecular function (GO): metallopeptidase activity; peptidyl-dipeptidase activity
Source: RefSeq, a predicted model, not a curated record
ACGUUUAUCUUAAAGUUAUUUUAAACGCGAUGAAAAUAAUUUAAAUUUUUUUGUAAUACCUACUUCCGGAAGUCUCUUUUAUGUAAAUGAAAACAUUAAAGGUGUUAAUAUGCAGAGCAGAAGGGGAAUUAAAUUUCUUGGUCAACGACAAGGACAUCUUUUCAGGAGAUAUAGCUUAAUAAUAGUGGCAAUUGUGGUAACUGCCUCAGUAGGAUUUCCUCAGGAAAUUGGAGGCCCAACUGAAGAAAUUGCCACAACUGAAGAAGUUCUUACUACUGAAAAUGAUCCUAAAGUCCUUUUGGAAACUGCCAAGGAACUUCUGGCAAAAAUAAAUAAAGAUUAUGGUGAAUGGAGUAACAAAGAAGUAUUAGCAUCAUGGAAAUAUGACAGCAAUUUGACCGAUGAAAAUUUGGCAGAGAAAAUUAAUAUUUCCAGUCAGGCUGCAACUUAUAGGAAGAAAUUGUGGGAAGAAGUGAAAGCCUUUCCAUGGAAGGAAUUGCAGGAUGAGGAUGCCAAGAGACAAUUUAGCAAAUUCAGUAUCAUUGGGGAAGCAGCCUUGCCAGAGGAGCUUUUUGAAGAGUACGCAAACAUCACCAGCCAGAUGUCCAAGAUUUACUCCACCGCAAAAAUCUGCGAGUUGAACAAUCCGAAAAAGUGCGACUUAUCUCUAGAACCACAAAUUACAGAGUUAGUUGCAAAAAGUAGAGAUCCUGAACUUCUGAAACACAUCUGGAUCGAAUGGCGUAAAAAUGUUGGAGAAAAAAUGAAACCCUUCUUCCCCAGAUAUGUUGAACUGGGUAACCUGGCUGCGAAGUUGAAUGACUAUGGCGACAAAUCUGAAGCUUGGUUGCAUCAAUACGAAGCUGAAGACUUUCAGGAACAAAUUGAAUCUCUAUGGCAGGAACUUAAACCUCUCUAUUUACAAAUCCAUGCCUACGUGAGAGCUCAACUGAGGAAAAAGUAUGGAGAUGAUGUUGUCUCUAAAGAUGGACCAAUUCCAGCUCAUUUACUUGGUAACAUGUGGGCUCAAAGUUGGGAUAACGUUGCUGAUUUCACUCUUCCGUUCCCUGGAAAAAACUUGCCGAAUCCUACAGAAGCUAUGGUUGCACAAGGCUACAAUCCUACGAAAAUAUUCCAACUAGCAGAGUCCUGUUUUGUAUCCAUGAACAUGAGUGCAAUGCCUGAACUCUUCUGGAAGAAUUCAAUUUUGGAAAAGCCAACAGAUCGGGAAAUAGUGUGCCAUGCGAGUGCUUGGGACUUUUUUGAUGGUCAAGAUUUCAGGAUCAAACAGUGUACUGUAAAUAAUGCUGACUCUCUUGAGACUGCACAUCAUGAAAUGGGUCAUAUUCAGUACUUUUUGCAAUACAAAGAUCAGCCUACGGUCUAUAAAGAAGGUGCCAAUCCAGGAUUCCAUGAAGCUGUUGGAGAUGUGAUGUCUCUUAGCGUCUCGACACCAGCUCAUCUACAGAAAAUAAAACUUUUGGAAAACUAUACUACUGAUGAUGAAGCUUCUUUGAACCAUUUGUAUCUGAAAGGACUGGAGAAGGUUGUCUUUCUUCCAUUUGCUUACAUCAUGGACUUGUGGAGAUGGGACAUCUUUAGGGGUGAAGUCACUCCUGAUCAGUAUAACUGUUACUGGUGGAAAUUGGCAGAAGAAUUUCAAGGAAUAGAGCCUCCAAUCGAUAGAACAGAGGAAGAUUUCGAUGCAGCAUCGAAAUAUCACAUAAUUUCAGAUGUAGAAUACUUGAGAUAUUAUGUUAGUUUUGUUGUCCAGUUUCAAUUUCAUAGAUCGUUGUGUAUUGAAGCUGGAGAAUAUAACCCAGAAGAUCCAAACACUAAACCCCUUCACGAGUGUGACAUAACUGACAGCAAAAAGGCAGGAAAUCUCAUGAAAUCAAUGCUGAAAUUGGGAUCCUCUAAACCAUGGCAAGAUGCUAUGGAGGUUUUAACCGGACAACGGAAAAUGUGCAGCUCUGGUCUUUUGGACUAUUUCAAGCCUCUUUUGGAUUGGUUGACUGCUGAAAAUCAAAAAACGAAUGAAUACAUUGGAUGGAAAAAUACAAGCAAACGUUGCGUACAAACUAGAGGAGAACUUGUCUAACACUGUGAUAUUUUUUUGAUUUGAGUAUUUCAAAUUUAUUUUUGAUGACCGAGUAUGCAGCGAUCAAAUCGAGUAAUCUAUUCAUUAUAUCAUUUUAAUUCAUCUCAGGAUCACAUCCCAUUUUCUGUAUUAAUACAAUAUCAUGUGUUUUAAAUAAAAAAUGACAUUA